Candoia aspera is the source of this 2604-nucleotide messenger RNA. RefSeq names its product vomeronasal type-2 receptor 26-like. Gene Ontology annotation, molecular function: G protein-coupled receptor activity. The record is from RefSeq and is a predicted model, not a curated record. NCBI's taxonomy places the organism in Eukaryota, Metazoa, Chordata, Lepidosauria, Squamata, Candoiidae. The transcript has 6 exons. Gene Ontology annotation, cellular component: plasma membrane. Bases 1 to 2604 code for a protein of 867 amino acids. Gene Ontology annotation, biological process: G protein-coupled receptor signaling pathway.
AUGUGGGUGUUUUGUGCAUUGCUGCUUCUCUCCUCUCUUGGGUGCUAUAAAGGAAAUGACCAUCAAUGCCAUGUGCUUCAGCCCUUCCCUGUUCCACAUCAGUGGUACCAGCCUGGUGACUUCCUCAUUGGUGGGAUUGCUUCUCAGUUCCUUUAUAAUUCUGAAGAACUUUCUUUUAAGGAGCAUCCCUCCCAGAAAUUGUUUCAGAUGUCAAUAGCAGUCACCAAAUUCUACCAGCAUGUUCUUGCCUUGGCAUAUGCUGUGAAGGAGAUCAAUGAGAAUCCCCGAUUCUUGCCCAACGUCACCCUUGGGUUCCACAUUUAUGACAGCUACUAUGAUAGAAUGAUGACCUAUCGGACCACUUUGGACCUGCUCUUCAGUUCGGAUAGAUUUGUCCCCAACUAUAAAUGUGACACCAAGAAAACCCUCCUGGGUGUCAUUGGGGGACUUGGAACUGAUACCUCCUACCAUAUUGCAGACAUUCUGAGUCUUUAUAAGAUUCCACAACUCACUUAUGGCUCUGUGGCCCCAGAGGAGAUUUCCUCAGCUGAGGUCCCUUUGUUUUAUCGCAUGGUCACCAGUGAAGCCCAUCAACACAAAGGAAUUGUCCAUUUGCUUCUACACUUUGGAUGGACCUGGGUUGGGAUUUUUGUGAUGGAUGGUGAUAGUGGAGAGCAUUUCCUACAAACCAUGGAGUCUCUGCUAUCUGAGAAUGGAAUUUGUUCAUCCUUCACACAAAAGAUCCCACAACAACCAAAUAUGAGUAACUUCCAAGGCAUGCUGAUUAUAGCCGUAAAUAUUUGUGAAGCUUUUACAGAUGAUAAAACCAACACCAUUGUCAUCUAUGGGGAAUGUUUGAGCAUUGCUUGGCUGAGAAUUGUUAUGUUUGUGAUGGGUCCUAGAAAUCAGAACUAUUCAUCAUUUAGAAAAGUUUGGAUCUUGACAGCCCAGGUUGAUUUAAUAUUAACAGGUGUUCAAAAGGGGUGGGAUCUUGAACAGUUCCAUGGUUCUAUUUCUUUUUCCAUUCACUCAAAAGAUAAUCUGGAUUUCAGGGAAUAUCUGCAAACCAUCAGUCCUUCCUCUGCUGAAGGAGAUGGCUUUAUCCAGGACAUCUGGGAACAAGCUUUUGACUGCAUUUUGCCCAAUUCCAGACAGCAAAGAAAAAAACAUGAAAGGUGCACUGGAGAAGAGAGGCUGGAAAAUCUCCCUACACCUCAAUUUGAAUUGGACAUGACUGGUCAUAGUUACAGUAUCUAUAAUGCUGUCUAUAUAUUAGCUCAUUCUUUGCACGUCAUGAACUCCCAGAGAUUGAACAUUAACCGAAAGAUGAAACAGAAAUAUACUGAAUACCAGCAGUUCCAUCCUUGGCAGUUCCAUCCGAUUCUUCAAGGUAUUUUGUUUAACAACUCGGCUGGAGAAAGUGUGUCUUUCAGUAAGGAAAGGGAAAUAGAGACUGGAUUCGACAUCCUUAACAUGGUCACAUUCCCAAAUACAUCCUUCCAGAGAGUGAAAGUGGGAAAGCUGGACCCAGAUGUUCCAGAAGGAAAAGAGCUCCUGAUUAAUGAAAACUUGAUUAUGUGGCACAGGGGAUUUAAUGAGGUUCUGCCCCUUUCAGUGUGCAAUGAACAUUGCUAUCAGGGAAAUCAGAAAAAAGGGAGAGAAGGCGAAAAAUUUUGUUGCUAUGAUUGUGUUCCCUGCCCGGAAGAUAUGAACAACUGUUUUCAAUGCUCAGAAGAAAAAUACCCAAGCAAGGAGCAAGAUCGAUGUCUUCCCAAAAGAAGAAACUUUCUGUCAUAUGGAGAAGGCUUAGGCGUCACUUUCACUUCACUUGCAGUUGUCUUGUCCCUCAUCAAUGCUGCAGUGUUAGGAAUUUUCAUAAAGCAGAGAGAGACCCCCCUUGUCAAAGCCAACAACCGAGACCUCACCUACACUCUCCUCAUCUCUCUACUCUUCUGCUUCCUCUGCCCUCUGCUGUUCCUUGGCCAACCAAGGGAAGGCACCUGCCUUCUCCAACAACCAGCUUUUGGGAUGGUCUUCUCUCUGGCUAUUUCCUGUGUGUUAGCUAAAACCAUCCUUGUCUCUCUCGCCUUCAUGGCCACAAAACCCGGGUCAACCGCAAAGAAAUGGAUAGGGAAAAAAUUGGCCCUUUCCAUUGUCUUUUCUGGCUCUGUCAUUCAAAUAGGCAUUUGUCUGUUUUGGUUGGCAAGUUCUCCCCCAUUCCCUGAUUUAGAUAUGGACUCAGUUAUUGAGGAAGCCAUUCUGCAGUGUAAUGAAGGGUCUCCCGCCAUGUUUUAUCUUGUCUUGGGCUACAUGGGCCUCUUGGCUACUGCCAGCUUCAUUGUUGCCUUCCAUGCCCAAAAAUUACCUGACAGUUUCAAUGAAGCCAAGUCCAUCACCUUCAGCAUGUUAGUGUUUUGCAGCGUCUGGAUAUCCUUUCUUCCCACCUACUUGAGCUCCAAGGGGAAAGACAUGGUGGCCGUGGAGGUCUUCUCCAUUUUGACCUCCAGUGCUGGGUUACUGGCUUUCAUCUUUUUCCCUAAAUGCUACAUCAUUGUGCUGAAACCUCAUUUGAAUGACAGAGAACUAUUAAUUAGGAGAAAAUAA